Molecule: messenger RNA, 1847 nt
Organism: Theobroma umbraticum
Lineage: Eukaryota; Viridiplantae; Streptophyta; Magnoliopsida; Malvales; Malvaceae
Product: Nucleotide-sugar transporter family protein
Source: RefSeq, a predicted model, not a curated record
UUAAGCUCCUUUUACCAGGAAAUCUAAUUAAUACUUUCAUGUUUUUUUGUAUUCCAUCAGUUGCCCUUUCUUGCAAUCCGACGAUUCCCAUUUCUCCAUUUUCCCAAAUCUAAAUCUCCACCCUUUGAUCAGAUCAUCUCGCUGAUCAUAUCCUCCUCUGCUCACUCCUCCAGAUCUAACCAGCCUCACAAACACAACGAAAGAAAAAAGAGAAAAAAAAAACUCUUUCUUUCUCUCUCUGUUUCUCAUGUCCUGAUUCUUGGGGAGAGAGGAGAAAACCUAGGGGGGAAAAAAAAAAAAAGGUUGAGUCUGAGCUCAAAGUUACUAUCUUCACUGUCAUCCCAAAAAACCCAAAUGGUGGAAGCGCAAACAUGGACGACAAGGAGGAUGAGCAACCCAAGAUUGGACUCAACCGCCACCGCCGACCACCAGGUGUUGGACAUUCCGGCUACCCCAACUGGUGAUGAUAGAAACAGCUUCUACAGCGUUGGAUCCCAUCUCUCUCCUACCAUUUUAACUGCCCUGAUCAUUGCUUCAUGGUUCAUGUCCAACAUUGGGGUCCUUUUGCUUAACAAGUAUCUGCUCAGCUUUUAUGGCUACCGUUAUCCAAUCUUUCUCACUAUGCUUCACAUGAUCUCAUGUGCUUGUUACAGUUACGUCGCGAUUAACUUCCUUGAAAUAGUUCCAAGGCAACACAUUUUGUCAAGGAAGCAGUUUUUCAAGAUCUUUGCUUUGAGUGGUAUUUUUUGUUUCUCUGUGGUGUGUGGCAACACUUCGUUAAGGUACAUUCCGGUGUCGUUUAACCAAGCUAUUGGUGCGACGACCCCUUUUUUCACUGCCAUUUUCGCUUUCUUAAUCACUUGCAGGAAGGAAUCUGCUGAGGUUUAUUUUGCGCUUUUGCCUGUGGUUUUUGGGAUCGUUUUGGCUAGCAAUAGUGAGCCUUUGUUUAACCUGUUUGGCUUCUUGGUUUGCAUUGGUUCUACUGCUGGUCGUGCUUUGAAAUCAGUGGUUCAAGGGAUCUUGUUAACUAGUGAAGCUGAGAAGCUACAUUCCAUGAACUUGUUGUUGUAUAUGGCGCCCAUGGCAGCAAUGAUUUUGUUACCAUUUACCCUAUAUAUUGAAGGGAAUGUUGCACGAGUCACACUCGAGAAAGCUAGGAGUGAUUCUUUUAUUAUUUUCUUGUUGCUAGGGAAUGCUACGGUGGCUUAUUUGGUGAAUUUGACAAAUUUUUUGGUUACCAAGCAUACCAGUGCCCUUACCUUGCAGGUUUUGGGCAAUGCUAAAGCUGCAGUGGCAGCGUUUGUGUCGGUUAUGAUCUUCAGGAAUCCGGUGACCGUGAUGGGGAUGACUGGAUUCGCUGUUACGGUUAUGGGAGUUGUGCUUUACAGUGAGGCAAAGAAGAGAUCUAAAGUCACAACACACUGAGAAUAAGUUCAAAAGAAAGGAUGGGAUUCAUUUUGAUUGCCACAAACACGGGUGCGGCUCUUCUUUUUUUUUUUUAAUUUUUCGCUAUAAUUUCUUGCUUUUUAUUUUUGAUUAGAUUUAAAUGGAGGGAAAGAAUCAAAGAAGAGAAUUUGGAUUAAAGAAAAUUGUGAUUGGAUUGUAUAGGACGAUGGAGGAAAAUGAAAAGGAAAAGGGUCAGAUGCUCUUUUUUCUUUUGUUAUUGGGGUGGUUUAAGAGAAUAAAAUUCUCUCUUUCACUUUUCCCCUGCUUGUAAUCUUAUAUAUUGUUUUGCUGCUUUACGGACAGCUAGAAGACUCAAUUCAAAUAUUCAUUUCUCUGUGCUCUAGUUGGGAGAAAAAGUUCUCCCGCUUCUAUAUGUUAGAUAUAUCUCCUGCUUUUGCAUU